Messenger RNA from Tarenaya hassleriana, 1492 nucleotides. Its product is annotated as purine permease 3-like. Lineage: Eukaryota; Viridiplantae; Streptophyta; Magnoliopsida; Brassicales; Cleomaceae. The record is from RefSeq and is a predicted model, not a curated record. The transcript has 2 exons. Gene Ontology annotation, molecular function: purine nucleoside transmembrane transporter activity. Gene Ontology annotation, cellular component: membrane. Bases 226 to 1266 code for a protein of 346 amino acids.
GAUCACAAACGUGCCAGGAAAACCGGUCAAACGCUGAAAAAUCUCAGCCCCUUAAAUAUCUCAUCUCAUCCCCCGAGAAACACAAUUCACUCGCGAGACAAACAACUUGGAAAUUAAACACACACACACAUGUAUUCCUUUGCUCUUCUGUCGUGUCGUCGUCGACUUCGCCGAUGAUAAAUCCUCCAUAACUACACAGAACAAAGAACAAGAAAACAAACAAACAUGGGAAAAGCUUUGGCGAUCAUAAACUGUAUAUUACUCGGAAUAGGAAACUGUGGAGGACCUCUCAUGUCUCGUCUCUACUACAACAAUGGCGGACAACGGAUCUGGCUCUCCAGCCUCCUCGAAACAGGCGGCUUCCCAAUCAUGUCCAUCCCCCUCUUCUUCUGCCUCCUCGACCGCAAACGCAAACGCAACCGCGACGAGAAAACGCGUCUGAUCCUCAUGAAACCGCGUCUCUUCGCCGCUGCAGCCGUCGCGGGUCUCCUCACUGGCGUCGACGACUACAUAUACGCUUACGGGCUCUCGUUUUUGCCCGUCUCGACCGCUUCUCUGAUAAUCGCGUCUCAGCUAGCGUUCACUGCGUUUUUCGCCUUCUUCCUCGUCAAGCAGAAGUUCACGCCUUUCUCCAUCAACGCCAUUGUUCUGUUAACCCUAGGGGCCGGGGUCUUGGCUCUGCAUACAGCAGGAGAUGUUCCACCGAACGAGACUCACAAGCAGUACAUAACGGGCUUCUUACUCACCAUUGGUGCAGCCGUCUUGUACGCCUUUGUGUUGCCGCUUGUCGAGCUUUCUUACAAGAAAGCUAACCAGCCCAUCACCUACACUCUUGUUCUCGAGUUUCAGUUCGUCAUGUGCUUCUUCGCCACCCUCUUUUGCGCCACUGGCUUGUUCAUCAGCGGCGAUUUCAAGAUGAUUCCGGCAGAAGCGAAAACCUUCAAGCUGGGAGAGACAUUGUACUAUGUCGUGAUCGUUUUCGCGAGCAUGAUGUGGCAAUGCUUCUUCUUAGGAGCCAUUGGAGUGAUCUUCUGCGCAUCUUCCCUCGUCUCGGGGAUUCUCAUCGCCGUUCUUCUUCCCCUUACAGAGAUCUUAGCCGUCGUUUUCUUCGGCGAGAAGUUUCAAGCCGAGAAAGGAGUUUCUCUCGUCCUAUCCCUCUGGGGAUUCGCCUCCUACUUCUACGGAGAAGUCAAAUCCGACAAGGAACGAAGAGAUAACGAGCGAACUCGGGAGGAGACGGAUAUGGAUCGGGUUCCACGUCCGUAGCCAAGUGUCUCUUCUGCUUUAUAACAGAACAAAGCAUUACAAGAAGCAGUGUUUUUUUAUAUAACGCAUUGUUUCACUUAUGUUCUGUUUUUUUUUUUUUUUUUUUUUUUAAAAAUCAUCGUGUUGUGUGUGUGUGUUGUCAUCUGCAAUAAGCUUAGUUUCAGUACCAUAAUGUUAGUUCAAUAUUUUCUAAAAUUUCGAAAUGGUAUAUAUCUCCGAUUCAAUA